This is a messenger RNA of Wasmannia auropunctata (little fire ant), 2961 nucleotides long. RefSeq lists its product as uncharacterized. The transcript is spliced from 3 exons. The coding region runs from base 1 to 2961 and encodes 986 amino acids. NCBI's taxonomy places the organism in Eukaryota, Metazoa, Arthropoda, Insecta, Hymenoptera, Formicidae. The record is from RefSeq and is a predicted model, not a curated record. Gene Ontology annotation, molecular function: nucleic acid binding.
AUGGGUCCGUAUUCUAAGGAAGAUAUGCAGUGUGAGAAAUUUUUCUUCGACACGGUAGCACGCAAGGACGACGGCAGAUUAAUAGUUCGUUUGCCGGUUCGUUCACAUAUUAAGCUGGGAGAUUCUAUGCCUCAAGCCAUCAAAAGGUUAUCUUCAUUAGAACGUCGUUUUGAAAGAGAUCCCGAACUAAAAAAGGCCUACAUCGAAUUCAUGGAGGAAUACUUGCAACAAGGUUACAUGUCCUUAAUAGAGAAUAAAAACACGGUAUUAACGCAAGAGAAUUACAUUAUCCCGCAUCUACCAGUCUUACGACCGGAGAGUAUGACAACAAAGUUGCGAGUUGUCUUUGACGCUUCUUCAAGAACAACAAAUGGUUUAUCCUUAAAUGAUAAAUUGAUGACUGGACCAAAUCUGCAAGCGGAUUUACAAGAGAUACUAAUCAGAUUUAGGACGCACACGUUUGUGCUUACGGCAGAUGUGGUAUCAAUGUUCAGGCAAGUUCGGGUGGAUAAGCAAGAUCGGAACUUACAACUGAUUCUUUGGCGGCAUGACAUCACACAAGCACGUCAACUUUACAGGCUGAAUACCCUAACAUAUGGAACGGCUUGUGCCCCGUAUUUGGCAAUGCGGUGCCUUAGAGAAUUGGCAGCGAUCUACAAGCAAGAAUUUCCUUUAGCAGCAAAAGCGGUGGAGCAAGACUUUUAUAUGGACGAUGUUUUAACUGGAGCAUCGACACUAAAAGACGCGAUAAUAUUGCAAGAGCAGCUAACAAAGAUGCUGUUACAUGGAAAGAUGCCUCUGCGAAAAUGGAGAGCAAAUCAUCAAGAAAUUUUGAGUCAUUUAGCAAGAGAUAGUGGAAUGGACAAUUUGCUUGUUAUAGACAAGAAUCAGCCUAUUAAGACAUUUGGUCUUCUGUGGAAUGCCACCACAGAUACGCUGCAAUAUCAGGUCAAAUUAGAAGAAACUACAGAAGCCACCAAGCGAAGUGUAUUAUCGAGGAUCUCUCAGAUGUUUGAUCCUCUUGGGUUGGUGGCGCCCGUGCUUAUAGUUGGGAAGAUCAUCCUACAAAAGAUAUGGCGUCAAGAGGUAAACUGGGAUCAGCCGCUUCCAAUUAACUUGCAAAUAUUCUGGGAGGACUACUGCGCUUCCCUCAAUCAAUUAAACAGCUUACGGAUACCAAGAAAUAUCAAUAUCAGCAAUAGGGAUGCAACCUUUGAUAUUUACGGAUUCGGUGAUGCAUCUGAAGCAGCGUACGGAGCGUGUUUAUACGCAGUUAGCGUAGAUCAGCAAGGAGUAAGUCACUCAGAGUUAAUUUGCGCCAGAACGAAAGUGGCACCAUUAAAAACCAUCUCGCUUCCAAGGCUUGAAUUAGAAGCAGCCCUCUUGCUAGCACGGUUGUUCAAUACCGUAAAGAAAUCAUGCAUUCAUAAGAUUAAUAAGGUUAAGUUAUGGAGCGACAGCACAAUCACACUUGGUUGGAUAAGUACUCCGCCGCAUACGCUCAAAACCUUCAUAGCCAACAGAGUCUCAAAAAUACAAAGUUUUACAGAAGAGGUUGUUUGGGCACAUGUUUCAUCAGAAGAAAAUCCAGCAGACCUCUUAUCCAGAGGAGUCUCGGCAAAUCGUUUACUUAGAGAUCCAUUGUGGUGGCAUGGACCGCUAUGGUUUGCAGACAACUGCAGAGGAAACAAGAAAGCAAUGCAGCUAAGCCCUAUGGAGUUGGAAAGAGCGGAAAAGGUAAUCAUUCGAUGGGUCCAGCAGGUGGCCUUUCCAACAGAAUUCCGCUGCUUAUCAGAAAGCAGACCAAGUGGUCCGCAGAAGAGUCAAUUGCGAUCGUUGGCGGCAUUUCUAGACGGAGAACAGGUGAUCCGUGUGGGAGGCAGAUUACGGCAUGCAGAGGUUAACGCAGAACAAAAGAACCCUAUUGUUUUACCUGCAAAGCACCAUGUGACCAGUAUCAUCUUACGGGAUAGACAUGAAAAAUUGCUUCAUUGUCCACCGGAGCAAUUACUGCACGAUAUAAGGCAACGAUUUUGGCCAAUUAGCGGAAGAAGAGAAGUUCGCAAAAUUACCCGAAGAUGUAUCAAGUGUUAUCGGUUUAACCCAACAACGAUAGAAGUGAAGAUGGGCGAUCUUCCAGCUGUGAGGGUCAGUGGUUCGAAUCGCCCCUUCGCCACAACAGGCAUAGACUAUGCAGGCCCUCUGCAAAUACGAGAAAGCAGACGCAGGGAUAGAAUACACAUCGAGAAAGGAUAUAUUGCCAUAUUCGUUUGUACAUCACAAAGGCAGUGCAUCUGCCCGACAUCUGAGAGAGUUGUACACAUUUUUGGAGCAGAAACAAGAAAAGCAGAAUUAGCCGAAUUACGCAUAGAUUGGACUUUUAUUCCACCGCGAGCGCCUCAAUUUGGAGGAUUAUGGGAGGCAGUGGUUAAAAGCGCCAAGAGACACUUGCAUACAAUAACUGAAGGACGUAUCUUAACAUAUGAGGAAUACAGCACCCUUCUAGCACAAAUAGAAGUAAUGCUUAAUUCGCGGCCACUUACGCCGCUUUCAAGUGAUCCAUCAGAUCUGUCGGUAUUGACUCCGGCUCACUUUUUGGUAGGAGGUUCGCUUCUUCAGCCGGUACAAUCUAAUUUCUUCGAUGUUCCUGAGGGUCCACUAUCAAGAUGGCAGAAAGUGCAGAAAUUGAGCCAGCAAUUCUGGAAAUGCUGGCAGAUGGAAUAUUUGCAGGAGUUGCAGAAACGCAUUAAAUGGACUACUACUUGCAAUAAGCUGAAGGAGAACGACCUUGUUGUAAUAAAGGAAGAUAAUCUUCCCUCUUUUCGAUGGAAGGUUGGUCGAGUGAUGCAGACCCAUCCGGGUCCAGAUGGAGAGGUUCGAGAUGUGACGCUGCGGACUGCGGGCGGAAUUUUCAAACGACCAGUCAGAAAGCUAUGUUUGCUUCCAAUUGAAGAAGACUGA